Molecule: messenger RNA, 4313 nt
Organism: Asterias rubens (European starfish)
Lineage: Eukaryota; Metazoa; Echinodermata; Asteroidea; Forcipulatida; Asteriidae
Product: growth hormone secretagogue receptor type 1-like
Exons: 2
Coding region: 3002-4003 (333 amino acids)
Biological process (GO): G protein-coupled receptor signaling pathway
Cellular component (GO): plasma membrane
Molecular function (GO): G protein-coupled receptor activity
Source: RefSeq, a predicted model, not a curated record
CCAGCCUUACUGCAGGCAUGCGUACAUCACUCCCAGAUCUCCCCUCAUCUUCAUGCACCACAGCGCACAGACCAGCUUGACUAAUUAAACCUGACAUACACGGAAUCUUCAGAUCAUCCGGUCAGAACGUCAGACCAUAUGUUGCCAGGACGUCUGGGUUGUGAGUUCUGACAAAACAAUAAACGGCUGAGGAAACUUCUCUCCACGCAGAAAAACGGAAGGUUGGACUGAGGAGUUAUACCACCAAGGGCGCAGACGGAUACUCAACCAUGAGUGGAAUAUCAUUAGUAACAGUGAGAAAACCUGUCAGUUACACAUCGAAACCCUUUGUAAGAGUAGUUCACUUUCACUUAAUUGGCGAGGAGAGAAACAUUAACUACCAACAAAAUUGACGAGGCUUUGGACAAGCUCUGAUCCAUCAAACUUGGAAACUUGUGACAGGUAAUUCCUGGAGUUAGUCUCUGGGGAUUGUAACAGCAAUCACAACAUUGUUUCUUGAUUGAAACAGAUUACUUCAUUAUUGGCUAUGUGCUGUGUUGUCCACCUCGAUGAAACAUGAGGACUUUUUUUUACGAGGACAAAAUAUGAGGACUUCUUCAUAGAAUGAUGAACAAUGAGAUGAUUUGAGCCAAUAAAGAACACACACUAAGCUUCAAUGACGAAUCUAAGUCGGAAGACAAAAUUAAGUCAGAGGAGGAUACAAGAUUUCAAGAUGAACAGCUUGGACUUUCUUCAAACUCCAUCGAAGUGAAACUCACAGAUCUUCAAGACACUGUGGUGCCUUGGAGAUAACGGUUAUUGUGCAAAGAUAUACGUUUUAAUUUUGGAGGACUUCUUCAAAGAGUGAGAUGGUACAAGUCAAUAACGAAUCUACUAACAAGCUUUCACUGACAAAAUUAAGUCGGGAGGUGUUCCCAGAGUUUUGAGUUCAACAGCUUUUGAUUUUCUCUUAACUCCAAUAAAGUGAAACUCACAGAUCUUCAACAGUACACCUAAUAAUGCUUUAAGUUGAAGAGCUGGAAAACUAUCAACAAAUUUAUUAGAAUACAUUUGACUGUGCGUCGCCUUUAAGGUUUUUGUGUGGAUAUAAUUUCUGUGACGGUACAGAGGAACAAAGAAAGUAGAACAAACACCAGGCUUCAUACUCCACGGAGGCACCAAAGGAGACUGCCUCGAUGCCCCUGUUCAUUACUUUGGUGCCCAUCAAAUGUUCCAGUAGCAAGGAGAAAAUAUUCAUGUUGCCCUUGCCCUUACAAAGCGAAGUACGUGUAUAUGGGUCUGAAACACCAACUCAACAAAAACUCAAUCCGCUGUACUUUGUAACGUUUCUGAGGUCAACGGAUUAUAAGUUUUGAAUUGGACUAACUCUCAACUCUGUUAAGGAGAGACUAACAGAUUUUCAACACCUUAAGAAGUAAUACGUUGAUAAUUAACUACAAAACUCUCAAGCGAUUGAUACAUUGGUGCCUUUAAGGUUUUCGUGCAGAGAUAAGUGUUAUAAUAUAUGUGACCGUACAGAGGAACAAAGAAAGAAAGACAAACACCAACUCAAAAAAGCUUAAUCAUCUGUGCAUUGCAACAUUUCCAAGGCCAACACCAAUCUCAUAAUCUAUGCGAUUUGACAAUUUCACGACCGUCCCUAGGAUUGCCUCAAUGCCCCUGGUCAUUACUGGUACCCAUGAAAUGUGCUUUUGCCCUUGUCCUUUCAAAAGUGAAGCAUGAGGGCCUGAAACACUGACUAACAAAAAAUAAUAAUAAAUAAAGCAGCUGUACGUUUUUGAGGCCAACACCAAUCUCAUAAUCUCUGUGAUUCAACAAUUUCACGACCGUCGCCACGAUUGCGAGGCAAGCCAGGCUCCGCUGAAAUGUAAACAUAAUCAGGACCACCUCUGCAAAACCAACAAGUUACUUGAGGCAGGAAUACAUCAUGCUCCGGGGUGGAUGAACUCCUGUUUAGCUGAGAGGAGAACUUCAUGGGGUUGCAGUUUUAAGUUCCCUGGAGAGGUUGUACCGGAUAACAAUCUACUUAACUUUGUUAAGCGGGAAUUAAGCUUGAAUUAAGCCCAUGGAAGGACUCCUUUGUAACAUGUGACUGUUAAAGAAUCAGGAACUGGGCAAGGUGGAAACUCGAUCCUCCUGGAUAUCUGCGAGAAUUAUCAUCCAGUGACAAUGAUACACCUCAAUAUUCACAAACAGCGGUGUAACAACACCCAAUAAUCAGGUGCACAUGUAACUCCAACAGGAACGGCCGUUUCAGUUACAUGGGUAGGCUUCUCUGUGAAAAGUGACAGAUCUGUCGGUCAAUAAAAGUCUACACCAGUCGAAUCAUCUGACAAGAUAAUGAAGACAUUGUCAGCACAGGGCACACAAUCAGUGUUCAUUUACGGCUACAUUACAGGUAGUGGGCCUUGCUACAGCGUACUUUCCGGUCUCGUUUAGAGUCAAGUUUAGAAUCAACGGAUAUUACUGCCCACUGCUUUCAGUGACAAGCAGCCAAAGGCUUACUGAUUUUGUAUUCACAAACUCAAGGUGACCGAGAACAAAACAGAACAAAGGAUCACAAAAGGUCUCUAAAUACUGUGGCUCUCCGCAGGGAAUUGUGUUUUUAACCACCUGAAGAAAAAAAAGUAGAGAACAAAACAUGUCUCCACAGGGAUGCAACAAAUAGAAGUGUUCUUUUGUUUGUCUACAUAGGCAUGUAACUGGUUUUUGUGAGCUGUUGAAACCCCAGUUAAAAGAUCUUCUUAACAUUAGUCCAGGACAAUUAGCAGAUGAACGCUGUGGAACAAGAUUGUUUACUUUAGAAGUGUGUUAAUGUUACGUUGUGUAUGAGUGGAUGACCAAAUUCAAGAAUUCACAGAUUAAAACCCGAUCUUGUGAGUGGUUUUUGCGAGCUGUUAAUUCUCGGCUAAAAGAACCUUGUUAAAGUUAAUCCAGGACAAGCAGCUGAAAGACACAGUCUAGGACUAAGUUACUUACAUCAGAAGUGUAUAUUGUGGGUAUGAUUGAUCAAAUGUACACCAUGGAGCCAACGGAAAUGCCGAACCCGUACUACAACGACACCAGUUGGAGUUUCUACUACUAUUACUACUACGACGACCCACCCGGGUCGUACUACUGGCCUUAUAUCAUCAACUCCAUCUCAUUCAAAGGGAUAGCACCUCUUGGAUUGCUCCUCAAUGUUAUGUUCCUCUUCGUUGUGUUCCGUGUCCGAGCCAUGCACACCACGGCCAACAUCCACCUCUCCAACUUGGCCGUGGCAGACAUCAUGUACCUUGCUCUAAUGGAAUUCCGCUUUGUGACUGGAGACGGCUCAUUUGCAACUCUGGUAGUGAACUACGUGGCGUAUAUGGCAUCAAUGUUCUUUGUAACGGUAGUGGCGUUGGGACGAGCGUUCGCGAUUAACUACCCGUUCCGUGCACGGGAAGUCCUCAGCAAGAGCCUUGCCGUCAAAGCGGCAGUCGUGGUCUGGAUUAUCUCACUCCUCGCAAGUAUUGGUUAUAACCUCCUCCGAGUUAAUUUGUCCGACGGCGACCAACAUGCGCUGGAUAUCGUUCACCUGUGCAUCAAUCCCACAUUCCUAGUGUUGAACAUCGUCCUCUAUACCUGCAUGAUCUCAGGCCUGCUGAGGAGUCUCGGUCAGAUGGCCGAUUCAUCGGUCAAUCAGAGACGGAUGGUCCAGAUGCUGACCAUCAACACAACCGUGUUCUUCUCGUUCCAUAUCGCUGUGACGACCUUUAACCUUUACAGUAGAUUCAACAUAGUUGACCCCGGCGUGAUGAACAUAGGACACUCGGUCAUAUUCAUGCUGUUGACGAUUAACUCUAGCGUCAACCCAGUGGUGUAUAGCACAACCAACGCUGAUUACCGCACCGCAGUGGUGACCGCCUUCUGUUGCCGACGGUGCUUUUGGAGGAGACGCCGAGGAAGUACCACACAGACUACCAAUAGCUACACUGCUAUUAGAAUGACUAAUUUGAGAGUUGGUACAAACGCAGUCUGAGAUAAAAUGUACCAAAAAAUAAAUACCAAAAUACAACACAUAGGAAAAGAAUAGGCCCAGCAGCUGAUGUCACAGAACGCUCGAGUUAGUAUGAUAUCUUAGGAUGUGUCCUAACAUCUAUAGAUACGGAACUUACAUGUAACUCAUCCUAAGAUUAAUCCAAAGUUAGGAAGAGUUUGAUAACAUUGACGGCAGGCCUGUACAUGUUUACUUCAUUUCGGAAGGGCAAGUGCCACAAGGCAUUUCGGAAGGGCAAGGGCAACAAGGCAUUUUGGAAGGGCAAGGGCAACAAGGCAUUUUGGAAGGGCAA